GGGCUUGGCUUGAAGGGGGCCAGGGAGGGAAAGAGAGAAGGGGAAACACACACAAAAAACUUCUUUCUCCCUUCGUUUAUCUUCAGCCCGACAUUGUCACCUCCUCUUGGUGGGGUUAGAAGAAGCUGAGAUCUCCCGACAGAGCUGGAAAUGCAUUGCACUUUGACUAUGGAAACAGAGACUAUUGAUGGCUAUAUAACGUGUGACAAUGAGCUUUCACCUGAAAGAGAGCACUCCGAUAUGGCAAUUGACCUCACCUCAAGCACACCCAAUGGACAGCAUGCCUCACCAAGUCACAUGACAAGCACAAACUCAGUAAAGCUAGAAAUGCAGAGUGAUGAAGAGUGUGACAGGAAACCCCUGAGCCGCGAAGAUGAGAUCAGGGGCCAUGAUGAGGGUAGCAGCCUAGAAGAACCCCUAAUUGAUAGCAGCGAGGUGGCUGACAACAGGAAAGUCCAGGAGCUUCAAGGCGAGGGAGGAAUCCGGCUUCCGAAUGGUAAACUGAAAUGUGACGUCUGUGGCAUGGUUUGCAUUGGGCCCAAUGUGCUUAUGGUACAUAAAAGGAGUCACACUGGUGAACGCCCCUUUCACUGUAACCAGUGUGGAGCUUCUUUUACUCAGAAGGGCAACCUUCUUAGACACAUAAAGCUACACUCUGGAGAGAAGCCGUUCAAAUGUCCUUUCUGUAGCUAUGCCUGUAGAAGAAGGGACGCCCUCACAGGACACCUCAGGACUCACUCUGUGGGGAAACCUCACAAGUGCAACUACUGUGGACGAAGCUACAAGCAGCGCAGUUCGCUGGAGGAGCACAAGGAACGCUGCCACAACUAUCUCCAGAAUGUCAGCAUGGAGGCUGCUGGGCAGGUCAUGAGUCACCAUGUACCUCCUAUGGAAGAUUGUAAAGAACAAGAGCCUAUUAUGGACAACAAUAUUUCUCUGGUGCCUUUUGAGAGACCUGCUGUCAUAGAGAAGCUCACGGGGAAUAUGGGAAAACGUAAAAGCUCCACUCCACAAAAAUUUGUGGGGGAAAAGCUCAUGCGAUUCAGCUACCCAGAUAUUCACUUUGAUAUGAACUUAACAUAUGAGAAGGAGGCUGAGCUGAUGCAGUCUCACAUGAUGGACCAAGCCAUCAAUAAUGCAAUCACCUACCUUGGAGCUGAGGCCCUUCACCCUCUGAUGCAGCACCCGCCAAGCACAAUCGCUGAAGUGGCCCCAGUUAUAAGCUCAGCUUAUUCUCAGGUCUAUCAUCCAAAUAGGAUAGAAAGACCCAUUAGCAGGGAAACCUCUGACAGUCAUGAAAACAACAUGGAUGGCCCUAUCUCUCUCAUCAGACCAAAGAGUCGACCCCAGGAAAGAGAGGCCUCUCCUAGCAAUAGCUGCCUAGAUUCUACUGACUCAGAAAGCAGCCAUGAUGACCACCAGUCCUACCAAGGAAACCCUGCCUUAAAUCCCAAGAGGAAACAAAGCCCAGCUUACAUGAAGGAGGAUGUCAAGGCCUUGGAUAAUACCAAGGCUACUAAGGGCUCUCUGAAGGACAUCUACAAAGUCUUCAAUGGAGAAGGAGAACAGAUUAGAGCCUUCAAGUGUGAGCACUGCCGAGUUCUUUUCCUAGACCACGUCAUGUACACCAUUCAUAUGGGUUGCCAUGGCUACCGGGACCCACUGGAAUGCAACAUCUGUGGCUAUAGAAGCCAGGACCGUUACGAGUUUUCAUCACACAUCGUUCGAGGGGAGCACACAUUCCACUAGGCCUUUUCAUUCCAAAGGGGACCCCUAUGAAGUAGAGAACUGCACAUGAAGAAAUACUGCACUUACAAUCCCACCUUCCCUCAGAGGUUGACACACCUUUUAUUUUUUUUUUUUUAAUAUUGUUACUGUUGAUAAUUCUUAUGUUGUGGACACGGUGUCAUUUGCUCUGCCUAAUUACAAUAAGGAAGAAAUAGAAGAGAGAAGGGACGGGGAUAUUGUUUCUUUAUUGCUUGGCUUGUUUAUUUUGUGGGAAUUUAGCAGCAGUUAAUUUCUGCCACGUCAAAUAUAAGGCAUAUCAUGCUUUGAGAAACCACUUGAUCCAUAUAGAUUCACCUAAGAGAUUCUAAUUUGCCACUGAUAUUCAGGAUUAUGAUUGGAGACAGGACAGUUUAGAGUUUUCUGGGUAGGACUUUGGCAGUUUAAAAUGGUACAAGUAAUUUUACUCUUGAAAGAAAAAUGUAUUUCAAAUGUAAACUGAUUGUUUUGUUCUUUAGAGCUCAUGGAACACAAACGCAUUGUUAUUUUUGGUGAGUUGACUUGCUGAUGUGGGUCCUAUGUUUACUUUCCCUGCAGAAUUUCUAAUUCAGUAUGUUUUACACUGUACCAUAUGUCAAAACUUUUAAACUACAGGUAGUGAAGGGCCACCUAUAAUACAUCUGUGGUCCUGUGACCUUAUUUUUCUAAACUUAAGCACUGUUUUUCCAUAGUUUUGGUGACUGGCAUUUUAUAGCACCCUGGCAGCCUUACUUUUAACACCUUUAACAAAUAGUAUUUUUAUGUAGUUUUCAGAAUAACAUAUGGUCUAAGAGUGGAUAAGAGGCAGUCAGUAAUUUCCAGGAGGGACUUCUACUUUUUCAUAAAAUUUGUUUGAGAAGCUUUCUUUUAAAGUUGCAGUCUGAUGGCAGCAUAGUAUACUUAUUUGUUUCUAAAAGUGUGCUUAUGAUUGUCACUUUAUCAGCAUUUAAUCAGUGUUAACCAGUCAGCAGAAAAAUGUAAUUAGGCUAACAGUAAGGGGAAAACACACCACUUAGAAAUCUCUUUUCUGGUACUUCUCUUUUCACUGUUUUCUUCAAGCUAUGACCACCCAGGGUUCUGUCCAUUCAUUCAUCUUUUACUCAUUGAGUAAAGGUCUUAAAAAUCUUGAUGUAGACUAUUUCUUUGAAAAAUUUCCUCAGAGCAAUUGCCAAUUUAACCUGAAUGUGGUAACUUGAACCCUGUAAUGUUAUUGAACUAGGGCUAUUUAUUCUAGAAUUUCUUUGGUAAUAAUAUUUACUACUCUUGCUGCAAAGAAAAGAGGACUUCUUUGUCUCCUGUACAUUGGACUAUGAUCAAACAAACAACAAAGUUUAGUCUUAACCCUUCUUGGAGUCUAGAAUGUGAUAGAACCUUGUGACAGAACCUCCAAAGGAAGGUCCUGCAUGUUUUUCUGUUUCAAAAACACUUAACUUUAUAAAUCCUUGUCAGAAAGGAAUCUCACUCCCCUAGUGCAGAAUUUCGCUUCUUUUAAUCCACACAUGACUUAAGUUGCCAUACUUCCUUUGCAAAUAUUAAUUUUAUUGAUGCGGGUGCUCUGUUUUUCCUUUGCAGUCUAACAGCUUUAGAGAGGAGGAACUGAGUGACAUGAUUCAAGUCAUUCUGGGGGGACAUACUUGGAAGGCAGAACUUGCUGCUUGUGUUUGGGGCCGCAGGCCCAACUGCGACUCAAUUAUCUGAUAACCUUUCAUGAAUACUGAAUUUCUGUUCAGCAGUAACUGCUAACUGCUCUAAAACAUCAUUAAAUAGUGUGCUGCAACUAUAUUUCUCAAUACAGUUGUAAUGUGAGAAUUACCAAGACUAGAGAAACUUGGACAGACAAGCAAGUCUGGCCCCAAUAUUGAUCUUAACUCAUUUUCUGGUUUACCAUUUGCUCAUUUAAGCAAUUUCAAAGCACUAACACAGAUAGAACUACGCAAAAAUGAUGAUAACUCAGCUCUCUUUUACUAGUCUCUAUCACAAUUAUUUUUUGAAAAAUAUCCAAACUGUCUCUUUAAAUCUAAGGGAAUGCACCAACAUAGAGAUUUAUAGAAUGUUGACUGUUACAUGUUUUGUUUUUUCCCUGCAUGCCUUGGUACAUUGUGAACACACAAUCUGUUCAAAGGCAAAGCAUGUCCUUGAGACUCCCUCACCCCUCACCUACCGUAACCAUGGUCAAAAAAUAAUUGGAAUGCGUUUUUUUUUUUUCUUUUGGAUGAGGCAAAUAAUUUUAAGGUUCAUGAUUUUUGUCCUUUACUGCAAUUGAAGGAAACAUUUGGUUGCCAGUCAGUAUGCUCAUAAUUUUGGCUGUGUGUGAAUUUCUGCUAGCAAUAUCUAUGAUAUUUCUUCCUCCUUUUUUUCUUCUUCUUUUUUUCAGUGUAUGAACAAUCUUGUACUUACCUGCCCUAGGGUGAAACUGAAUUUAGGUGGACCUAAACAGUUGUGUAGUUCCCCUUGUGAAGACAUUACUAAGGCACUUUCCUUUUCGGAUCUUAUCUUUUUAAGAAUCUAUUUUAUUGAAGCUUGUUAAUAGUUGAGAGUGCCAUUUGCUACAAGUGUAUACUUGUAUUUUCUUAGUUCCUUGAUGGUAGGAACAGAAGGAGGUGGAAAUGGCUUAGGGUGUGGCAGGAAUAAAUGAGGACAGUCAAUUCAAAUCUAUAGGUUAGAAAGAAUUUCUGUGGACAUGGUGCUUUCUGAGAAACUCUAGAUGGUUAUAUCUGCAUGCCUCUUGUAAACAGAAAGAAAUAUGCAAGGUGGUAGCACCUAAAAAUAAAUAUGAGGUUCAGACACCAAAUAAAUCAAGUUUUAUGUAACAGUGUAUACCCAGUUUAUUUAGAUUUCACAUUACAGAAAGUAUUUGAGGGGCAUGAAAAUGGGUUAUCCUCUAUAUUUUCCAGUUUGGCAAAAUCAGAAGUUCAUCACAUUGUUGUGCCCUAAUUUUGCCCAGAAUUUUAUCUCUAACUUCUUUCUAAUAGUGGUGAGUCACAAUUAAAAAGGCAUUCUAAUUGGUCUUUUUUAAACAGUGAAAGUGACCAGUAGGCAGAUUGGAAGAGAUUUCAAGUUGUUGAAACAUUCCAUUGAGAAUUUUAUAAAGGGACAAAAUGGGAGAAUGAGAAACUAGGAUUUAGAUUUGACUACAAAGUAGGAAGUAUCUCGUCUGCAUACUUACAGGUAUAUGUGUGAAUCGUACGUAGUGUGUAUGUAUGUGAGUGUAUCGCACAUUGCUUUAAAGAAAAUUCAUGAAAUGAAGCAAUUGGACUGAUCAGAUGUGUUGCUAGAAAAUAUAGAAACUUUAAAUUAUAAUUAAUACCUGAGCAAUUAGGUGGGUUUGCUGAUUGUAUUAAGAAAUACUAAAGAAUUUUACUAGUGUGAUUUUUAGGACUAAUGGCAACUAUGAAAAUUAAACCUUAGGUAUUUAUUAUCCAGAACAAGGUGAAACAAGCAAUGAAAAAAAGAUUUUAAGCUGAUUUGAUAUAAAUUUAAGGAAUAUAAAUUCCUUUUCGAAUAAGAAGAAAUACAAGAAAGAAGUGGUAUCAACUGUUACUUACUGCCCCCCCCAAAAAAGAAGAAGACAUGAAUAUUUUGGUGAGCUUGAUAGAUUUCUUUUUUAUAGUUUUUGUCUUGGUUGUACACCUCGCAAAACCCUGAAGUCCUUAGUAUUUCAUGAAUGUUUAACAAAAUUUACAUCAGAUUAAGGCAUUUAGCUGAAAAUUAUGUGUUUAUUAUUUUCCAAACCUUACUGUAUUCUAUUUCCAAAUUGAUUCCUUAGGGUAGCAAAGGAGCAGAUGAGGCUGUGAAAAUAUAAACAAAAAACUGGAUGCCCCUAGUUUCAAGACAGAGUUUAGACUUUAAGAGGUACUAGUUAUACGGCUUUCUUUAAUUUUGAAUUGUUCAUUUUAUAAAAAGGGAUUAAUUUACAUUUUUGGUUAUCAUAAAUUAUAUUUUACAUAUUACCUUAAUAAGUAAUAUCUGUAUAAAGAUUAUUUUCAACCAGAAAAUUCUCGAAUCCAAAAGAAAAAAAAAGUGUAUGAGGGGGUGAAAUUAAAGUUCGUAUAUAUGAAAGUUAUCUUAGAAAUAUUUUUAAUCCUCCAGUUUCUGCAAAAUAAUUAAAAUAUACAGUAACUGGUCUCUAAAAAUCUUGAAGUUAAUAUAUUAAAUACUUAUAAAAAUGUUUAUAUCCGUGCCUUUUUAAAAUGCAUUAAGAGUGUUGGUUAGCUUUUACAAAUCUACAAUACUUUUAACAUGCAUUUUUAAAAAUCACUUAAAAUUGAGUACUAUAUAAUUCAUCUUUGUGUUCUUAGGGCAAAACUUCGGAGCAGUUUCCAAAACAGAAACUUUCAACUCAACUGCUAAAAGGAAACUUUGACACCAAUUUUUAAUAUCUUUUUAGUGUCAUAGUAUUUCUGAAUAUCAUUAAAAGAUUAGGCAGGUAAAAUAUAAGAUGGAGUGAAGUUUUACCUGUGGAUUUAAUUAUGGUAUAUGUUUUUGUUUUGUUUUUAAGGAAGAAUAAGUUCUGUAUCACACAAGGAUUCAUUGGCAGAAAUUUGGUUAAUAAAAUCAGUAUUGUUUGGGAUUUUCAUCUCUAGACUAGUAUUGUUCUAGUCUUGGACUCUUUAUUUCCUAAUCUGUGAAUUUUUGAUGGAAUAAUGUAAGGGGAAAAAAGCACGUAGUUAAUUCUUCUUGAACAAAACAAAGCUGAACAGUCAUAUCACAUCGCUGUUCUCCAAAGCAUAAUCUCAAUUGGUUGCAUACCAUGGUAGUGUAUUUCUUGCAAUGGAUGUGUUAGGAUGUGACAGCUUUUUUAAAAAUGAGCUGCUGGUUAUUUUAAAGCAAAUGUCAUAUGACCAAGAAGCUGUGAUAUUCUAGUGUUUCUUUUUAUCAUAGUGUAUUGCUAGGCCAAAUAAUGACACCUUGAAUAUUUUUACAUUUAUUGCAGAAACCUAAAACUUUGGAAUUUCCAUAAGGUUUUUAUGUAAUAUUCUAUUUCUAACUUUUUAGUUUUAUCUUGCUGUACUGUAAGUUUGUGGAUAUUUUUCACAUGCACUCUUAGGAAUAAGUUAAUAAUUCUGUUUAUGGGGGUUUUCUCCAGUAACAAUACAUUUGUAUAUUUUCUGUAUAAAUUUGUUGUGAAUUAACUUUUAUCCCAUACAGAAAAUGGUACAUGAAUGACUAGUUUUCUAAGAUGUCCUUUUUAUUGUGAAUAAAAUAUAAAAUUUAGAGGCCCUCUGCUAAGCCACAUAAAAAGUACAGCAUGUAACUUCAGAUAGGUACACAUAAGCCAGUUUGCAGUGAAUUGGGCCUUCAAAUUACCUCAAGUGACACACAGUUUAAAAAAAAAAGAAAGCUUCUUGAAUGGGUGGAGGUCACUGAAUCCCCCUGCUAUGCACUUAUCAGGAUUUUACUUAGUUUAAUUUACUGGAAGUGAAUUUUUUUAAAUGAGUACACUGUAACAAGGGAAGGAAUCUGGGUUUUGUGUUGUAUUGUUUUAUUCUUGACUUUUUUCUUAAGUAGUUCAAAUUCUGAAACUGUGAUAAAAAAAAUUUUUUUUGGACAGUCAAGCACUCUCAGAUUUUGAACCUAAAUCACUUCUGUACAACAAAGUUCUCUUUGUUAUCUUUUUUAAAAUUUUGUAAACUCUUCCCCAGCCUCUUUCUGCCUUUGACCAUCUUCUUCUUCCGUCAUUGUCUCUGGACGUCUUUGCCUCUCUUUCUUCCUACUAGUUUAAGAUUAGAUCAACUCUUAUUUCCAGUUCAUUGGUCUUUUAAGUUUUUGUUUGUGAUUUUUGUUGGCUGUAUACCCUGCUGGCAUAUUUUUAUACUCAAGUGUAGUUUUAUAUUUAAAAGAAAAGUGGUUAGAUUAAAAAUAGUAAGCUCUAUAACCCUCGUGUUACUUUCACUUUCAAAUGUUGGGUACCUAAAACAUGACUUCAGAGAUGAUGUAAUCAUAUUAUAGUAUGUUUGCCUUCCUUUUUUGUUGGACUUUACAUUCUGGUUUGGCUGUCCUUUGAAAAUGUGUAUCAUGAAAGACUAGAUAAGUUUUUGCAAGCAUUUAGAAAGAUGUUAAAAAUGUAAAGCAAAGAGUCUUAACUUUCUCCCACUUGGGAGAAAAAUGCUUUCACAUUACUACAAUAAUAUUCCAGGUUUGGAGGGGGUCUCCAAGCCCCAUAUUUGCUCUUAAUCAUUGGACCUUUUAGACCAUGUGUUAUUUGCAACCCCAGAAUGAUUGUUUCUGCUGUUAGUUUAAAAGAUACUAUUAUUUUCUUUCUGUACAAGUGCAAUAUUUCCCUUGAAGUCUUAAAAACUUAGUGAUUUUUUUUUCUUUUCUAACCUAUCCUUUAACUAAUGGCAGAAAGAAACUCAUGAAAAUAAUUGUAUGUUAAGGACACAGCAAACAAAGAGAAAAGCACUCCACAUUCAAAAGCUUAGAGACUGUGGAAACCACUGAUCUCAUGGUAUCUUUACUUAGGCUAAAUUUUCAUUGAAAUUGGUCAUCUUUUGCCUGAGCUAUGUGUCCUGAAGCUGAUCUUUUUACACACUGAAUUUCCUUCUUAGACCCUUGCCCAAUGCUCUAAAUUAAGAACCUAAUAUUUAAUAUUUUUAUUUCAUUUAUCUCCUUUUAGAAAUAAACUUUUAAAUAAAAGCAAAGCACUUAGCUCAGUUUUAAACACUUACAUAUCACCUACUGGAGAAAAAUUUUUAAGAAUAUUUGGAACAGUUCUGUUUUCAUACAAAUUUAAGUAAGAAAUAUUUUUCGUAUCAUACAUAUUUAUAUGCAGUUUGCUGAUUUUCUUUUUUUAUACCUGUGUCCCUGUAGUAAAACUGCUGUAAUGUAAAUAGAUGUUUUGUUAAAAGUAACAUUUCUUUGGCAUUUCUUUUAAAGGCAGUUACUGCGUUUGUAUAGUAUGUGUCUUGGCCAUUUUAGAUAUUUUUUCUUUAACAAUACCAAAGGUAAUUAGAUGAUUUUAAAGACUAAUUGCUUGACAGUUUCUAGGAUAUUGUAAGUUUUAGAAGCAAAAAAAAAAAAAAAAAAAAUAGGUCAAACCAGUAAACCUCAUUUUUUUUUCAGACUAAUAAUUUGGGGAAAUAAAAAUUAUUGUUUAAAAAAGAAAUAUUAUAUAUAUAUAUAUAUAUAAAUAUAUAUGUAAAGUUAAAAUUCCAGACCUUGUAUGUCAGGUUUGCUCAGUGUAAUGUAGUUUUUUUAAGGCUCAAAUACCAUACCUCAGAAAAUGAGGUUUACUACGGAAAUACUGAAACAGUCUUCGCAGCUGUGUGACAAGUCACUCUACCACAUACUGAUUUGGAGACCUCCGCUAAACCAUUUUAUCACUGCAGACUAUAAUGUGGGACUUGUAUUUUCUUUGUUUUUAAUGCACACACAUACAUGUUCUGUGCGUGUAUGUGGGUACUGUGUAUAUGUGUAUGAGUGUUGUAUAUGCAUGUGUGAGUGUGUGUCUGUAUGUAUGUACAACUAAAGAAGCUGCAGAAACUUUGUAAUACUUUGUGAAAAGGAUUAUAUUAUAAAGGUUUGUACUGUCUGAGUGCACAGCUACUGGAAUAAAUUUAGGGAAUCUCAGGAACAAGCAUAUAAUUUGUCCAAGAUUUAUUUCUUCUCAGAAGUGUAAGUGCAGUUUUUAAUUCUGUAUAUUAUUUAAUAUUUUACCAAUAAAAUAAACUUCUGACAUAAAAGUUUGCUAUAAAAA
Molecule: messenger RNA, 9460 nt
Organism: Carlito syrichta (Philippine tarsier)
Lineage: Eukaryota; Metazoa; Chordata; Mammalia; Primates; Tarsiidae
Gene: IKZF2
Product: IKAROS family zinc finger 2
Exons: 8
Coding region: 151-1749 (532 amino acids)
Biological process (GO): regulation of transcription by RNA polymerase II
Molecular function (GO): RNA polymerase II cis-regulatory region sequence-specific DNA binding; DNA-binding transcription factor activity
Source: RefSeq, a predicted model, not a curated record